UGCCUCCUUGCCUUCUUCGGUCCCAUGACACACCUUAACUGCCUUGUUUGCGCAGCUUUCCCUCGCCUAGCUAUCACUGCCACCCGGAGGCCUGGUCUUCAAGUAAGGUAAACGGGCCACAGCCGCCUCUGUCACCAGGUGCUAUUACGGCGACAUAACCAACCCAAGAGACGGAUAGACUCUGCAUUUUUCUUUGUCUUCUUCAAAUGACUAACUCGCGAGUUUGCUGGUGGAUCCCUUGUCUCUCUCAACGCGCGGAAUCUACUCGGUACGCCCCUCGGCAACAGCACGUUUCGCCAUGGAAACCACCUUCUCAGACACGGAAACGCGCUUCGUGCUUGGGGAGAUGAUCAAAGCUAGCUCGAUAGAUGUGCCUCUGCUGGCCGAGUUCAUCAAGAUGCAUAACGUCGAGCAGAACUGGAUGUAUAUGCAGCUCCCAGCCGGUCGCAACAUGUAUCAAUGCAUUGGCGCAGUGGAAAAGAUGAUUCCAGUGCACAUACCUCCUCUUCCCAACCCGGAGGGCUUGAAGCGCAAGUCGAUUAGCGAUCUAAGCGACCAACCCAUCAAGAGACAAGCCGUUGUGGGCCCAAUCGAGCCGGCCAUACCUCCGCGCAUCAUCCAACCGCGGCCUCCUCCCCCCAAUGGCUAUCUGGCUACCGCGCCCGCCAGCAGUCCAUCGGUCACCAGCACGGGCAAGAAGCGCGGCAGACCUUCGAAGGCAGACAAGGAGGCUCAAGCUCGGGCAUGUUACUCGAGGUCAAUUGAGUAUCCGCCCAUAACUCCAGCGCCUCAGGCGACAUCCAUGGCCCUUGCGCCUCAGCGCGACUACGCCUCUUCCCCUGGUUACGAAAUCGCGAGCAACCCCCUGGAGCAAAACUCCAAGAAGCGAGCACGACCGAGCGCGAGCGACUACUCACCAGCAGCUGCAUACCCACUAGCUUCACCUGCGUCGACAACGGAAACCCCGCGCGCACUUCCCGAGCCCAUUGAGCUGGUAGAGCAAGCGACGCGGUCACCUCGCGAUCACCCCCAAGAUUUGAGGUCUCCUCGUCAACCGCAGCUACAGCAGCCUCCGCAGGCGCCAUCGAUGCAAGCACCUCGACAUCCCCAGGCAUACGAACAGUAUAGAGGUCCAGAUCCCAUUUUUCCCGACAGAGACAGGUCUAGGAGUGCAUCUGAUCAUAUCCCGAGAGAGGCACCAGCGGCGCCACCUAUGACGAAUCGAAGCUAGAAAACCGAGGUCUCUCCUUUCUACAUAACGUCUUUCCAUUACCAUGUUUUACUAUCUACAUCUUGGCCCGUACAGGAAGACUCUUGUUAUAUGGCGCAGAGCCACGGCGGUUUAUCAUUGAAGAUUUGGCCUUCUCUUCU
Messenger RNA from Pseudomassariella vexata, 1371 nucleotides. RefSeq lists its product as uncharacterized. Lineage: Eukaryota; Fungi; Ascomycota; Sordariomycetes; Amphisphaeriales; Pseudomassariaceae. The record is from RefSeq and is a predicted model, not a curated record. The transcript is spliced from 3 exons. The coding region runs from base 299 to 1231 and encodes 310 amino acids.